Phialemonium atrogriseum is the source of this 1317-nucleotide messenger RNA. RefSeq names its product kinase-like domain-containing protein. The record is from RefSeq and is a predicted model, not a curated record. Lineage: Eukaryota; Fungi; Ascomycota; Sordariomycetes; Cephalothecales; Cephalothecaceae. Bases 1 to 1317 code for a protein of 438 amino acids. Gene Ontology annotation, biological process: protein phosphorylation; chromosome segregation. Gene Ontology annotation, molecular function: ATP binding; protein serine/threonine kinase activity. Gene Ontology annotation, cellular component: cytoplasm; mitotic spindle pole body; nucleus. The transcript has a single exon.
AUGAGCACACACGACCGUGUUCUCAAAUUCGCCCACCUCUUCAAGGAAGGCGAGGAUUCAUACCUCUUCGUCGACCGACUGGGUGACGGCUGCUUCAGCCACGCCCAAAAAGUCUGGCAUGUCCAGUCCCGCAAGAUCAUGGUGCGAAAGGUAAGACAUCGAAGACUCGAGUCCAAGGAUGUGACGGAGCCCGACACCGAGGUAAGAACCUUGUCCCUCCUCGAGAAAGCGCCGAGCAUGCCCGGAAUCACGCCCCGUCUCGCAAAGCUGCGUGCCUACGCUGACAUUCCCAGAGUUACGCGACUGCCGGGCAGCCCUCUGAGCUGGACGAGGGUCUCGUACUGGGACUUCUACAACGGAGGCGAUCUGGGGGCCUUCAUCAAGGCCAGCGGUAACGACAUCCCCAUGGCGGCCAUUGCCCGCUACGCCCGCCAGGCUCUCGAGUCACUCGAGUUCUGCCACAGCGCGGGGGUAAUCCACGGGGACCUGAACACGGGCAACGUGUGGGUCCACUGGGAGGCAGGUGGCAAGAUGCCGGACUUCUACCUCGGGGACUUUGGGAACGCGGCCACGAUGGAGGAGGUGAAUGAGUGGACGACGGCCGUAGGCACGCCGGUGAAGUCGUGGGAUAUCCCCAGCGUGCGCGCGCAUGUCUGGGAGAUGAUCUACCGGAAUUCGGGGGGGGAUGCCGACGUGGACGAGGUCAUCAGAGGGGCGGGGCGCCUGGGAACGGUAGUGUGGGAGAUGGAUCGUCUUGACAAAGUCGUCAAGGAGAUUCAAGCAUCCGGGGCAAUGUUCACCAGGUUCCCAAGCCUGUCAAAGCUCAUCCGCCUCGCAGGAAUGGCAGAAGACCACUUUCUCCGGGUGGAUAAGGGUGAGGUCGACUACCGGGCUCCCCACGAGGACAGCAUCAGCAAGGCACAGAAUGCCAGGCCUCUCUACUACGACGAUGCGGAGACUCCUCUCCAGGCCCGGCUGAUCCUUGGACCGUGGUAUGUCGCGAGUGUAGACACCAGGUUCAACUUCCCCGAGUCGCACGGUGAGGUUGCCCACAGUCGCCCAAACCCAAACAACUCGGAUUCGGAUUCCGAUAGCAUGUCCAAGCGACAGCCUGUUAGGAGAAAGGGAGGGUGGCGACCCGACAGUUCGGAUGAGGAGGAAGAUGAUGGCUGGUGUUACUUGUCGGACAGUGGAGAUAUCCUGAGCUCUGAUGACACAGCGCCGCUUUUGGGGCCGAGAGAGAAUGCAGUCCCGCCUCUCGUAACGAGGGAUGUUGUGGACGCCAUGAUGGAAGCUACGCGGGAGACAUUAAUCUAA